AUGGAAGAUGUUUCUUUGUGUGAGGCUUGGCUCCGAGUCGACUCGUACAGAAAUGACAAAAUUCUCAAUAAAGAGUUGGCAAAAUGGAGAGAUGCCUUGGCAAAAGCGAUGAACAACUAUAGAAGCAGGGAAAAUCGUACUAACGAGAUGUGGUUCGGUGCAACCGGGGGUGGCAAAAAAAGUUUCAACCAUCAUGAAUGUUGGGAGGUAGUGAAAUAUUGUAAACGCUUCAUAAUUAUUCACACGGGUCCCGCCAUUGUGUUAAACGAGACGCCACUCCGUGAUUCAACGACAUUGGAUUCACCUCUAGAUUCCCCUAUGAGUGAAGACUCACCCAUCCAAAAGGAGCCGAGGCCCAUUGGCCGAAAGGCUGCGAAGGCAAAGAAAGAGGGUAAUUCAAGCAAUAAUAAUUCAAAGUUUUUGGAGGAAAUUGCAAGGCAGAACGCCAUAAGAAUUGAAAUGGAGCAGAAACGCCAAGAUAUGGAGGUGGCAAUUCAAGCCGAGUGUGCAUGA
This is a messenger RNA of Prunus armeniaca (apricot), 513 nucleotides long. The record is from the annotation of a GenBank genome assembly. Lineage: Eukaryota; Viridiplantae; Streptophyta; Magnoliopsida; Rosales; Rosaceae.